CCUAGAAUUCGUUAAUAGGCCACUGUGUCAACAAACCGGGUGAGAUAACAGAAGACAAGUGAACAGAUUUCAUAUAAUAGUUAAUUCAGACAUGAUGUAGAUAACACAAGAACAUUGGACCUGUUGUGUGCCUGGGGAUGAACACGAAAGUCACAAGGAAAAGGAAAGGAUCUUGGAUUUGAGAACACUCGCCAGAAGUGAGGAAAGGCUCCAUUAAAAAUGUAAAUAUGAAUACUCCAUGGCAAGGGUUGUCUCUCUCGCCGCUUCUGCCUCAAGUUAAAAGGCUGGAAAAAUGAGUGCCGUCGGGCUCUCUGGAGCGGGGCUUUCCCAAAGGCCUUGACAUGAAAUCCCUGAUGCUCCGCUGGCUUUGCCUGGUCACUCUGAGCCUUCCUUUGCUGUUAUGGUUUGUGCAUGUGAUCACACGGGACGGUCCAUCGCCUCCUGUGCAAAGCACCGGGCUAAGGGGCUACAUGAGGAUCAACCCCGGCAGGAAGGAGCAGUUUCUGGACAUACACUGCAGCCACUGUGCCUUGGUCUCCAGCUCAGGUCAGAUGCUCGGUGCCGCCGCUGGUGAAGAGAUUGACAAGAUUGGAUGCGUUUUCCGAAUGAACAAUGCACCCACACAGGGAUAUGAGAAGGACGUUGGGAGCCGCACCAGUAUCAGGGUUGUGUCUCACACCAGUGUGCCCCUGUUGGUAAAAAAUGAGCACUACUACUUCCAGCAGUCGGCAGACACUACGUAUGUGUUCUGGGGUCCUGACAGGAACAUGAGGCAAGACGGGAAAGGACGCAUAUUUAACGCUCUCCUGAAAAUAGCAAAGAAAUAUCCAAAGGUCAGAAUCUACGCCGUGACCAGAGAGAAGAUUCAGUACUGUGACAGUGUGUUUCAGAAUGAAACUGGAAAAAACAGAAUGAAGACGGGGGCAUUUCUCAGCACUGGAUUUUUCACAAUGAUUCUGGCAAUAGAUAUGUGUGACACAAUCCAUGUCUAUGGGAUGAUCGAUGAUAACUUCUGCAGCCGGGCCAAUCACAGUGUUGUUCCUUACCACUACUAUGAGCAAAACCGGAUCAAUGAGUGCAGGAUGUACAAGGUCCACGAGCACACGCAACGCGGGGGCCAUCGCUUCAUCACCGAGAAGGCCAUCUUUGCCAAAUGGGCAACACGGCGUAAAAUCGAGUUUAAACACCCCUCUUGGAGCCUCUGAGGAAAGAGAUCCUGACGCCCAGAAGAUGUUCCUUGGCUGUACAGUGGUAUUCACUUUUUCUGGCUUCUGCUCCUCUCUGCUGAAGAUUUUAAUGUUGCUGGAACUUUAUCAAGCACAUAAUAUGCUACUGACGGACUCCAGCUUUCAUUUGGAAUUGGACUUUUUUUUAUCCACUAUCAGCGAUUUGAUGCUGGCUCAUAGUGGAAAAAAUAUCUAUUACCAUAGAUAUAAAAAGAUACAUUUUAUUUCUAUGCUUAAGGAAAUUGAAUUUACCAGCAUUUAAGUGGUUACAGGUUUUAAUGUACCACCCUCAGUAUUAUGGAAUAUUUCUAUAUAUCAGUGUAGAUACUGAUAAAACAUAAUAAGCCACUAAACUAGACACUAAACCAGUUUAUACCAAAGCUUACACUUUUUUAUUUUCUUUAUACCUGUGCCUUUUGGCCUCCUUUGGCCUCAUUUUAUUGUGCAAUUCGGCUGGUGUAAUUUAAAGCUACAAUAUGCACCUUUACUCUAUGAGACAGAAAGUGUCCUGGAACUAAUUAUUAUUUUCAUUCGUGAUAAACCUGGUGUUUAUUCAUUUUCACAAUUAAUUCAUUAAUCUCUUCUCAAAAAAAAAUUAAAUAAAUGCCCAGUGCUCAAGUUUCCAUAUUUAAAUUACAUUUAAAUUACUUGUUUUAUUCAACCACUGGUCCAAAACCCAAAGUUAUUCAAUCAUAAAAGAUUAAGAAAACCAGAAACAACCAGAGCAAUUGUGCAUGAAAAAUGACUUAAAUGAUGAAUUAGUCCUCCAAAAAGGUUGUAAUUAUUCUUCUGUCUCAUUGACAAAUCCUUCCAGUCCCAGUAUUGUUUUCCUUCCUGCCAUUUGGUCAGUAAUUUUGCCUCAAAACAUGACAAUCCUAUGAAUGAUCUGCCUGCCUUGAAGCAGAGUAAAGAUCAAAGCUGAAGUAAACCAGUGUCCAUGGACAGUCUGCAAUUUUAAAAAGAAAAAACACUGAUAAUGUCAAUCAAGUGUUGUUUGUGGCACAUUUCAUUUUUCUUUCCUCCAGUGUUUUUCGAUGCUGUGGCUGCUCAUAUACCAGACAAGCAACAAAUGAACAAAUGAUCAUGCUGGAUACAAACGCAGAUUCAGGCUAUUACUUUAUUCUUUAUCAACUACUUGCUGUUAGAUACUGUAGCUUUAAGCUGUUUACUUGCCCUUACUACAACCUUAAGCAAAACAAAGGCUCAUGUUAAUGUCUGUUGUAUGUUUCCAUAAAGUCCUUUGUGCCAUUUAACCUAAACAGUGUAGUGUAGGUGGCCCCAGUGGUUUAACCUGGGUGAUGGAGCCUUGUGUCAUUGUUGUUGUUUUGGUCCAUCAUUUCAUGUAUGAAACACACACACACACACAC
Messenger RNA from Seriola dumerili (greater amberjack), 2593 nucleotides. It is a transcript of the gene st6galnac4, whose product is annotated as alpha-N-acetylgalactosaminide alpha-2,6-sialyltransferase 3-like. The record is from RefSeq and is a predicted model, not a curated record. Bases 342 to 1205 code for a protein of 287 amino acids. Gene Ontology annotation, biological process: ganglioside biosynthetic process; oligosaccharide metabolic process. The transcript is spliced from 5 exons. Gene Ontology annotation, molecular function: alpha-N-acetylgalactosaminide alpha-2,6-sialyltransferase activity. NCBI's taxonomy places the organism in Eukaryota, Metazoa, Chordata, Actinopteri, Carangiformes, Carangidae.